GACAUUCCGACUCCGACCGGCGAGGACUCGCCGCCGCUAGAGGAGCCUCGAGAGCCACAGCCACAAGAGGAGGCUCUGGAGGCGGCAGUGGCGGCGGCAGUGGCGGCAGCGCUAGAGGAGGCGGCAGAGGGUGAGCAGAAGCCGGGGGAGGCAGCAGAGGCUGAGAUGGAGGCGGACGACCAGGAUGGCGCCGACGCUGCGGCUGCAGCAUCGGCUGAGUCAGUCAAGAAGGAGGCUCUUGGAGCAAUGGGCGCAUUGUUAGAGGACUUGGACCUCGAUGAUGUCGCAGUCGGCGCUGGAGGCUUCAAUGAUGGUAACGGUGUCAGUGCCAGCCCCGCCGCGAUUGGACGCGCUGGCACUGAAGGCAAGGCGGAUCCCUCGGCGUCGCCACCUCCGCCGCCAGCGCCGCACGAGGAACCUCGCAGAGAUGAUAAGGUGGCGAAGCGCAAGGGGAAUCGCAGGCCUUGCCCAGUGUGCAAUGAGGUAUACGACAAGAUGCCAGCAAACUCGCCGUACUGUCAUGGCCACAAGGAGAUAGUGGAAUUCGCAUGGCAGCAAGCAUGCAACCAAUCUUCAGAAGAAGAGCGCACAAAGGCUAAUAAUUAUUUCAUACACUGCCGGGACAAGGGCCCCGUCAAGUUCACGCAGCUGAUCCUUGAUGUUGAGAAGCAAGCUGGGGAGAGGCGUGGGCGAGGCAUCAAGCGUAAGUGGUUGGAUUGGUCCCAGUGCGCUGAGACGACGGCCGUGAAGAAAGAGGUAGAGGACAACAGCAAGCUGAAGUGGUACGACUACGUCGACUGGACUUACUACCACACGGUCAAGCGGAUGAAGCCCAGAUGUGCGUCUGACCAAGAAUGGCAAGAAGCAGUUGAAACAACUAGGGGGACAGAGUGGCAGAGGGGCACUGGCGAGGCCGUUGAGAUUCUGGUGAAGAAGGGCGAUUACGUUUCCUACAAGCAGGCUUUGUCUCACACCCAACAGUGGGCGACAGGGGACAAGCAGAAGAAGAAUCCAACGGAGGCCGACUACAAGAAAACCAUGGAGAAGAUCAAGACGGGCCACGUCUCCUUCACUGACUCGGUCUUCAAGGGGUUAUCGGGCAGUACCGCUUCGGCAAGCAGUGCGCCUCACGGAGGGAAGAAGAAGGGUGUGAUCCUGGGAUCGCAGCAGUUGAAGGCACAGGGUUCGCUGAAGAAUUCUCUCGACGCCGAACUGGCUCACUGGAACGGCAGCGGUGCGAACCCCGCCGUUCCCAAUCUGGUUGAAGAGGGGAUCAAGGAAUCCAAGGAUAAGAUCGCUGACACGACAGUUCACGGAGAAGUAUGCGAGGGCCACUUGUUCAGUCGGACAGUCCGCCUCGACACGUUGAAGGCCAUCCAUGAUUCCCACCUGCCGGAGAAGAUCAGCACAUUCACUAACAGACACAAGGCGCAGCUCCCCGUCCGUGUGAAUAAGUUGGAAGGUGUGGCAUCAAUCAAAGAGAAGAUAGCAGGCAUCAUGGAAACUGAGGCCAAGGAAGAGUUGAAGGCUGCAGAGUCGGGAAUCCAGCAACUGAUCAACUACAUCUCGCAGGUCCGCUCGGCCGUGAGUGUUGGCAUCAAAGACCUUGGCACAGCUGUGACUCAGUACCGCAAGCGGAUUGACGGAGAACGCAAAAGUGCAGAGGAGAAGAAACAGAGGGUGGCGAGGGAAGAAGGCUGCAAAGGAGGCAGCGAAACGACCGGCACCAGCGCUCGACAGGACGCCCAAGGCAUCUUCGACAUCAGCUGGGAACCAGUCGCUCAGAAGGUUGUGAAGUUCAGCGACAUGACAGACUUCGCGGCCACAGCGGAAUUCGAGAAUCUCCAAGACCCAUACAUCAUCACCAACGCUGACAAGAUCAAAGCGUUUGUCGACCAGGCUGGAAACAUCAAGGCUGGGAUGGCAUCGUUCACUGCAACCUUCGCGGACUCAGCGCAGGCAACGAUUACUGGCCGGGCGUCCUGCCCAUUGAAUGCUUCAUCUGGGACGGUGUCCAGCUUGAAGUCGAUGAUGCGACAGUGCGCCCCGCGUGCGCCAGAGACCCUGGUGGUCGAGGACAAGAUGCCGCCUUUGGGCAUGAGCUUCAGCGGAGCGCUGGGCAAUCAUGGGAGCGCCUACUUCGAGCUCCUUGGACUUGGUUCGAUUCGUUACGGCAUCAGCGGCACCAGGGACCUUGUGAUUUUCAAGUACGACUCGUUGGCCCAUGCCUUUCAAGAUGAGGGUCCAUUCAACGUGUUGAAGCAGCUUUGCCAG
Prorocentrum cordatum is the source of this 2274-nucleotide messenger RNA. NCBI's taxonomy places the organism in Eukaryota, Dinophyceae, Prorocentrales, Prorocentraceae. The record is from the annotation of a GenBank genome assembly.